This is a messenger RNA of Psilocybe cubensis, 2688 nucleotides long. RefSeq lists its product as uncharacterized. Gene Ontology annotation, molecular function: dolichol kinase activity. The record is from RefSeq and is a predicted model, not a curated record. The transcript has 9 exons. Gene Ontology annotation, cellular component: endoplasmic reticulum membrane. The coding region runs from base 1 to 2688 and encodes 895 amino acids. Gene Ontology annotation, biological process: dolichyl monophosphate biosynthetic process. NCBI's taxonomy places the organism in Eukaryota, Fungi, Basidiomycota, Agaricomycetes, Agaricales, Agrocybaceae.
AUGCCGCUGACGUCCCUCGCGUGGACGUUUGCGAUGGACACGCGCAAGCUGGCGGAGUCGGUGAUUUUGCUUGCGUCGCUUUUGUAUGCUGCGAGUCAUAUAGCGGGGUAUACACCGCCGAGUAUACCGCCGUUUUCGUAUCCUGAAGCGCAUGUGUGGCUUGCACUCGAACUGCGCAUUCUGUCCGCUGUAUCCUCACUAUACAUGCUCUGGGUCCACAGCACAUUCACAUUCACCUCUACCACCACCAACACCACCCCAACCCCAACGACAUCACUCAAAAGCCACACAUCCGCACUGAGCGCCCCAUCUGUCCCUCUACGCCCGGCGUCUCCGCGCCUUGGGGACGCGAGCCGCGGCGGCAGCGGGCGCCAGGCCGCCCCAACAAGUUACGACAAGAGCGACUUUGGAUACGUAUGGAUGUCCGUCCCCAAAAAUUACCGAGAUUGCCGCGAUGACGGCAUACUCACCGGUCUCCUCCUCGGACCUCUAAUCGCUACAUCCGUCGUCGCGUACACGCUCCUCCAAUUCCACUCCGUCUCCGUCUCCCCAUCCCUCUCCCCAACACAAACACAAACACAAACACCAAUACCAACAUCUAUCCUCCCACAGGGCUGGCGCAUCGAGCCCCCCUUAUACCUGCGCAACUCGCGCCUGCGCCUCGCGCCCGCGCAGGCGGCGUUGUUGUCGCGCUAUGGACUCGUGGAUCUGAGCACGUAUUGUGCGGUUAUUUUGUUGGUGCAUGUGUGCGCGAGUUGGUGGGUUGAGGCGCGGGCUAGAGCUAGAGUUAGAGCUAGGGUCGCUGCCGGUGCUGGUACGGGUGUGGGGGCAAACGCGGGUGUUGGUGCGACGGGAAGAACAGGAGGAGGAGGAGGAGGAGGAGUGGGAGUGGUGGAUGGAGAGCGCGCGUCGGUGCCGCGCAGUGAAGGUCUCCGCUCAAGCUGGUACAUCCUCUUUGCGCUAUGCACGAGCGUGCUGAUGGUCUCGCUCAAACUGGCGCUCAAGGUGUACGAUGUUAAAUUAUGGAACUAUUUAAACGUGUUCGAGGCGGUGGUUGCCUCGCUCUUUUAUCAAUUCUCGCUGUAUGUCGCGCUGAGACUUGCCCAUCGCGGGUUCACACUUGGCGAGCUCGGGUUGACGUGUUUCGGCGCGACAGCUAUCGGCCUCGAAUUUCUCAAUCUCACCAUCGCUCGCAUCCGACCAAUAACAACCCCCUACAUCCGAACAUACCGCCUCCCCACCCCCCUGCUCACAUUCCAAAUAGCACUAAUAGUAGGCUCACUACUCACAGGCUUCCUCCUCUCCCCCUUCCUCGUGCUCUCGCGGAAUAACGCGCAGCGGCCCGUGCACCGCUUACGCUUCCCGCAGGAAAAGGCGAGGAAUAGGAAGUUGUAUGCGGGGGGGUUUUAUGGAGGUGCGGUGUUGUGUGUUGGGGUGCUGGUGGGGGUGUGGACGAGGUGGUGUUUGGGUGGGAGGGAUCCGUGGGUGUGGGUUGUUUAUUAUGUUGUUGAAAGGACGGGAGGGGGAGCGGAGGGGGAGGGGGUAGGAGGGGAUGGGGGGAAAGCGGGAGGGAGGAGAGCGAGAGUGGGUAUGGUGGUGUAUUGGGCGAUAUUGGGCCUUUUGAGUGUGGCGGGGUGGAAUAGGCAGUUGGCGAGAUCGAGGAGGUUUAGGAUGCGGAAUACGACGUCUGUGGGGGUGGAGAGUAUGUCGGGGGAUUCGAAUGCGCUACCUGCUUCCUCCUCUUCGUUGUCGUCGUCGAUGGGGAUGGGGAUGGGGGGUGGAACGAGUGUGGAUGUGGAUGGUGCAUCCAACUCGCUCAUCGCUAUCACGCCGUCUUCGUUCCCGAGCUCGAGCUCGAGCUCGUUGCCGAAUGGGGCUGGAGGUGCGGCGGGGAUGAUGUCGAAUGUUGCUAGUGCUAGCGGGAUGAUGUCGAAUGUGGCUAGCGGGAUGAUGUCCAACGUCGCUAGUGGGAUGAUGUCUAACGUCGCUAGUGGGAUGAUGUCGAAUGUGGCUAGCGGGAGCGGGAAGAUGAUGUCGAAUGUUGCGACGGACCUGCUUGAUGCUGCUGAUAAGCGCGUGCCGACGCUUGGAUUGAAUGCGCGGAGAAAGUUUUUUCAUGGGCUGGCGGUUGUGAUGUUUGUUCCUGGGAUUGCUGUUGAUCCGGCGUUCACGCAUCUAGCGCUAAGCGUCGCAUUCGCCCUCUUCACAUUCGUCGAAUACAUACGCUACUUCGCGAUAUACCCCUUUGGAGCGGCAGUGCAUUUGUUUAUGAAUGAGUUUUUGGAUCAUAGGGAUAGUGGGACGGCGAUAUUGAGCCAUUUUUAUUUGUUGACGGGGAGUGCGGGGUCGUUGUGGCUUGAGGGACCCAGUAGGUUGUUGCAGUUUACAGGCAUUUUAACCCUCGGUUUGGGAGAUGCGGCUGCGUCGAUUGUAGGCAGACGGAUCGGAGUGCACAGGUGGUCGUCUACGACAUCCAAGACGCUGGAAGGGAGUAUCGCGUUUGUGGGUUCUGUGGUUGGUGCGGCGGGGUUGUUGAGGCUUGCGGGGUACGUUGAGUCGUUUUCGAGCGCGGGGUACCUGGGCGUUGUAUGUGUGUCUGCGCUGUUGGAAGCUGUUUCGGAUCAGAAUGAUAAUUUGACGCUGCCGUUGUAUAUGUGGAGUUUGUUGGUUGUGUGUGGUGUUGCAUAG